Molecule: messenger RNA, 843 nt
Organism: Leishmania braziliensis MHOM/BR/75/M2904
Lineage: Eukaryota; Euglenozoa; Kinetoplastea; Trypanosomatida; Trypanosomatidae
Exons: 1
Coding region: 1-843 (280 amino acids)
Source: RefSeq, a predicted model, not a curated record
AUGCCGGGCGUUGAUCUUCUCGAUGCCUUCGCCGAACUCGUGGUACGGGUCGUCUUCAGUCUCCCGCACACAGAGCCAGACAAGACGUCGAGCAGUGAUGAAGACGUGCCUUGUGGCGCCAACAGCAGCGGCACGCAGAUCUUCUCUCACACGAACCUGCUCGAGGAGGAGCAGCAACUGCUCAGCGACACGUCACUGGCGCACAUUACCAUGAACAGCACAUGCGUCGGCAGCAGCGCCGCCUCGCUUGACCUUUACCCCGGCGGCAUCUGGAACCCCCUGGCGCGGGUACCGGCGGCCGCAGCGGGGAAUGGCGCGAGAUCAUCGCAUCCGAGCAGCGUGGUGUCGCUCGGCACCGGCGAUAACCUUUCCACCCCACGCAGCGGCCCCAGCUUGUGGAAUCGAAUUCUCGGUGGCAGCGGCCGCACGCAGACCCCACCGCGCACCCCACCGUGCACCCCGUCCUUCAGCCCUGGACCGCACACCGGUCUGACGACCACAAUGUCCAGCUUUGUUCAGCUUACAGAUGAAGAGCUCGGCGUGGGCGCCGCGGUCAGCGGUCGCGGUGGCUACAGCGGCGCCGGUGCAGCGCAUAGUCUUGGUGCCGGCAGCGGUAUCUGGGGCGGCCUCUCCACCACGCCCAUCACGGUAUUUUCGGGUGACUCCACACCGCUCCGUGAACUGUGCCCGCUGCCUUCCCCCCCGUCGUCCAACCCGCACCAGCAACCGCAGUUUGCGUGCUCCCAUACUUUAUGCCUCGGCCAGAGUCUCACACAGAGCAGCAGCGGCAAUGGCGGUCAUCGCUCGCAACACAGCUCCUCCAGCGAGUUUGACGUACUGUAG